This is a messenger RNA of Musca vetustissima, 327 nucleotides long. RefSeq lists its product as uncharacterized. The transcript has a single exon. Lineage: Eukaryota; Metazoa; Arthropoda; Insecta; Diptera; Muscidae. The record is from RefSeq and is a predicted model, not a curated record. Bases 1 to 327 code for a protein of 108 amino acids.
AUGUCUUCAAUCUACAACACCUCAAGCAGCUUCAAUUCAACCUCGUUCUACGUUAACAACAAAACCCUGGACAAAUCAUCCUUGACUCCUGCCUCCAGCAUGAAGAAGUUACUGAAAACUGUACGCAAAAUUAUUUUCAAUAGCAAAAAAUCAGGACCCUCACUACCACCUAACAGCGGCCUGAAAGUAACCAGUACACCAAUCCGUAAACCAGUUCCCUCUGUCAUCCUUGGUUGUAUGACAGAAGAGGAGCAUCACAACUGGCUCAAUGAACAAUUGGAGGAAUCCUUUGUUAGCCAGCAACAACUACAACAACAUGAAGAAUAA